Messenger RNA from Lottia gigantea (owl limpet), 3047 nucleotides. RefSeq lists its product as hypothetical. Lineage: Eukaryota; Metazoa; Mollusca; Gastropoda; Lottiidae. The transcript has 11 exons. Gene Ontology annotation, molecular function: poly(A)-specific ribonuclease activity. The record is from RefSeq and is a predicted model, not a curated record. Gene Ontology annotation, biological process: nuclear-transcribed mRNA poly(A) tail shortening. Bases 1 to 2754 code for a protein of 917 amino acids. Gene Ontology annotation, cellular component: nucleus; cytoplasm; CCR4-NOT complex.
AUGCCACGAGUAACAAGGAAGUCGAUUGUGGAUAGUCCAGAACCCACCAGACGCAGUUCAAGGGCAGCAACUCAAGCCUCUUCAACCAGCUCAAAGGCUACCCCACCACCAAGUCGGAGUCGUAGUAAGUCAGUGAAAAAAGCUGGUAGUGAAGCAGGUGAUGGUCCAGAAGAAAUAGAAGAAGUUAAAAAACCUACAGGUCGUGGUCGUAGUCAGUCCAAGAAAAAAGUUGAAGAUGUAGAAUCCCCAGCGCCUAGAGGUACCAAGAGAAAAGCUCCAUCAACCAGUCCGAAACAGACAAAGGGAAAGGGACGAGGUACGGCUAAGAGAGGAAAAGUUGACGUGGAACUUGAAGAUGAACCAGAGGAAGAGGAAGCUGUCACAGAGGAGCCGGUGGAGGAAGCGGAACCAGAGGAGAGUAGAGGUAGGAGCAGAAAGAAAGGAAAGACAACUGCAAGCCCGAAAGUAACAGAAAAAGUGGCAACUAGUUCGUCAAGUAGAGGUCACAAAGGAAAGAAAACUCCUGCUGCAACACCAUCUCCAGCUAAAUCAUCACCUAGAAAUCAGAGAGGUAGAAAAUCUGAACCCACAGAUGUAGAGCAAAAAGAAGAUGCUGAUAUCACUGACCCUAUAGGAGCUGAUCCAGUCAAAGCCAGCCCUGUCAAAACCACCCCAGUCAAAGCCAGCCCUGCCAAAACUACACCAGUCAAACCAACAUCAGUGGCAGCCAGUCCAGUCAAAAGUGGUGCCACACCAGUUGUUGAACCUAUCACCCCAGAAUCAGAACCAGAGAUGUCCGCCAUUGAGAACAUUUCUCCUGCUGAACCAAAACCUCCUGUAUCCAUUCCUGUCGUAGCAACGGAAGCAAGGCAGACUCCGGGCGGUGGAACAAAACGUAAAGCACGAGAUGAUGACGAGCAAGACGUUUCUGUCAAAAGACCUCACGUCAGUUCAGCUCAUGGAUCAAGUGAAACUGUCUCGUCUCAGAAGGAUAAAGUAGACGCAUCGUCACAGUCAACUAAGAUCACUUCUCAGUCUUCUGAAGCAGCAGCAAAACCUGACCCUACAGAUGAUUUUGAAAUAAUUUCUCAUAAUGACGUACCAGCAGCUGAUAGUCAGGAAGUUCAGCAAUGUGUUCCAGCCACUCAGACUAAGUCCACCAAACCUCAAGUCGUGUCAUCUCCAUCCAAGAAGGUCACUCCCGCUCCGAAGGUCACAACGUCCGAAGCUGUAAGCAGCCAAUCAGAGGCUGGAUCCAGCGCGAAACAAGUUUCUUCAGGAGGGUGUAAUACUCCAGUUUAUUUUGUAGUUGUAUCAGGUCAGUCUGGAUCAGUAGAAGUGAAAUCUAGUACAGAUAGUAUAUCAACAGUUGACAGUUCUGUAGAUAUUGGUUGUUAUGGUGAUGAUAGAACUCCCCUACCCCCAAAGCCCUCCACUGCGAAGACCAACAUUACAUCCCAGAGUUCCUUGUCCAAUGUAAAUCAUCGUGCGGCAGAUUCAAACCAAAAGGAGGCAACGUCCAAUAAGAAUUCAACUAACUCUAUUAAUUCACAACCAGCAACACAGUCUAACCAAUCAGAGAACGUUACUAGUAGCAACACAACUAAUGGAGUCAGCCAUCUUGAAAAACCUAAAGUUUCACCCAUCAAGCAUUUCGAUCCUAAACCUACACCUACUAGUGCUUUUCUCACCAAAUAUAGUAAAGACAUUUUUAAUCGUAAUUAUUUGACGAAUCCUGCCUUAUCGAACCCUGUUGAUUCUACCCGUCAAUUUAGCCUGGUCUCUUAUAAUAUAUUGGCUGAUUGUCAUCUACAACGUGGGGAUUACAGUUAUACGUCUGAUCAAUAUUUAAACCAGAAUUAUCGUCAUGAGUUACUGCUCCGUGAGUUGAAAUAUCUCAACGCUGAUGUCAUUUGUCUACAGGAAGUCAACCCUGAAUAUUUCUCUGCCAUUUUGAAACCUGCUUUACAAAGUUUGGGGUAUGCUGGUGAUCUACAUAAAAGAUGUAAAGAAUAUUUUAAUGAAGGGGAAGCCACGUUUUAUAAAACUUCUCGUUUCACCAUGUUGGAACAGAAAGGGUUAAAUUUAAAAGACUUAGCAGAAAGGGAAGUAAUGGCAGGAGGAUUGAAUGAAGAUGUACAGACAGCAGUAAGAGAAUAUCUUGACAGAGCAGACGUACUUCAUCUGUCUCGAUUACAAUGUAAUAAUACAGGAAAGAUAGUCACUAUUGGUAAUAUACAUGUUAUCUGGGACGAGUUUAAAUCACCUGAUGUACAGUGUAUACAGAUUGCUAGUGCUAUAAAAGAGAUAGUGAAUAAAGCUGGUAACGAUACAUCACCUUUUAUUAUCACGGGAGAUUUUAACAGUGAAAUAUCUAGUUCUGGAUAUCAGCUAGGUCGAGAUGGUUAUCUUUCAGAUGUCAAUAUACAGAAAUUACAAUCACUGGAGAAUUUACAGACAAAAGAGGGUUCGAAAUCUUUAGUGAAUCAUCUAUGGCGAGCAUUCCAACAUACAGCUUCUAAUCUACGUUCAGCUUACUUCACUGUUCAGGGUCAAGAACCAGUAGUCACAUCAUACACAGCUAACAUGAAGACAACAGUAGAUUAUAUAUUCUAUAAUGCAAACAGUCUGGAUGUUAACGGAACACUACAGGUGGUACAUCAUGAUGUCAUCAAUAAAACAGGAGGCUUACCCUCAGCUGAGUUCCCCUCCGAUCACGUCUCAUUGAAAGCUGUGUUUAAUUUAAAACCUUAGAAUAGUGGAUAAAGAAAAACAGAUUGUAAAUAUAUUUUCACCAUGGUAUCAUCUAUAUAUAACUCAUGACAUCAUCAAUGACAUUAUCAGUGUUAAUUAAUAUUAACCAAUCAGAUUGUACUCGUUAAGUUGAAAUGUCUAACAUUGUGUAUAAACCCGUUCCAGUUGUGGAUAUCACCUGCCAAAAAAAUAAACCUUUUAUUAAUGAAUUAGUCCAAAAAAAUUGCCAAAAAUAUGGUAAUUAGGACUAAAUCAGGAAAGAUGUAAAAUAGUUCCAAAUUUGAAAAACUGUU